Molecule: messenger RNA, 6367 nt
Organism: Pangasianodon hypophthalmus (striped catfish)
Lineage: Eukaryota; Metazoa; Chordata; Actinopteri; Siluriformes; Pangasiidae
Gene: gon4la
Product: gon-4 like a
Exons: 28
Coding region: 434-5242 (1602 amino acids)
Biological process (GO): regulation of DNA-templated transcription
Cellular component (GO): nucleus
Molecular function (GO): transcription coregulator activity
Source: RefSeq, a predicted model, not a curated record
CCCGCCCACCAGUGUAGCUCGUCGUAAGCAACUGGCGCGUAUAAUGAAAGUGUUAGCAGUAAAUAAUGAUUUAGUAAUUAGUUUAUUUUCAGUGGGCAGUUGUAUGCUCAAGCACAAAAAUAUAGUUGAACUUCCAGCAAAAGUUAAGGAGAAGAGCAGGUUAUGAAAUGUUACGUGUUAAAUGUGUUAUUUAUUAUAAUAAUAAAGCCGACUGUAGAUACUAAGGCUAGCUAACGGUCAUGUAGUGGCUAAGCUAAGUGUUUCUGAAGCUUGUUUAUAGUCCUGUAACAGACGAAUGUUACUAUUUUCUUAGAGUUAGAGUGAGUGGGGUUAGUUUACAGAGUGAAAAACGAGGUUUGGGGCUGUCUAGCUGAGCUAAAAGCUCGUAUACCAUGCAGCUGGAGCUAAAUGGAGGUGUAGAGGUGAAGUGGACAUGAAUCCGUCAGUCAGGCGCAAACUCAGCGAUGGCAAAACUGGACUGUCCCGAGCCAAGGACAGCAAAAGUGAAGAGCAUGAAGGCAAACCGGGAACAGCGAGUGUUUCUCUUCCUUCAUCUCCAUCCAGAGAAGAAGAGCCAGGUCCUGAAAACAGCACCGAGGCGUCCAGACGAGCAGGAAGGAGCAAAGAAGCGCAACGUGGCUCGUCAUCAGACGAUGAUGCAGAGAAGACUCUUUUCAUCACAGUCGAUAACGAGCAAAGCUGCCCUCGGCAAAGUGGGAAAACAAAACGAGGUGUAAAGAGGAAAAGAGAGAUGAGUGAAACAGGGUCCCAGCAGCAGCAGCAGCAGGAGGAUGAACUCCAGCCAGAUGUGGAAAUUGAUCAAGAGCUGGACAGGGAGCUGGAGAACAAGUCACGGCAGCAUAACCUGACCUCAGCUAACGUGCGCAGUAUUAUACACGAGGUGAUUACUAAUGAGCACGUCGUGGCGAUGAUGAAAGCCGCCAUCAACGAGACUGAACCUGUUCCUCUGUUUGAGCCUAAGAUGACUCGCUCUAAACUGAAGGAGGUGGUGGAGAAAGGAGUGGUCAUUCCUACCUGGAACAUUUCACCAAUCAAGAAGCCAAGCAAUUUGAAGGGUCCCCAGUUUGUGGACAUUCCUUUAGAGGAGGAGGACUCAUCUGAUGAAGAGUACCACCCUGAUGAAGAGGAGGAGGAUGAGACGGCAGAGGAUACACUUCUGGAAAGUGAUUUGGAGAGUACAGCAUCAUCGCCACGUGGCACACGACUAAACCUCAACAGAUCCUACAGCGAAUACGAUGCGGAAAACAGCUGCAGCCCCAGACAGAGCUUGCGCAGGUCACAGCAUGUGAGGGUGGCAGUUGUGCCCAUGGGUCCUCCUCCACCCCCUCAGGGCCCGGAGCCUCCACGACCCCAAACUGAGUGCAGCUUUAUGGAGAAGCUCCACGCUGUGGAUGAAGAGCUGGCUAUCGGUUCUGACUGCAUGGACUCUUACCAGUCUCUUACCAGUAACGGAGAAGAAGGUGAAGAGAGCCUGAUGGCCUUCCGUACUCGUUCCAAAAGGCCACUGAGAGACGUGCCUCUGGGUCGUUUAGAGGCGGAGCUUCGAGCACCUGACAUCACUCCGGAUAUGUACGAGUUUGGCUCCGCCCCCGAGGACAGGGAGUGGACACGGUGGCUGCAGGGCCUCAUGAACUCAGACGUGGAGAACGAAGAGGAGGGUGAUGAUGAUGAUGAUCCAGAAUAUAACUUCCUGGCUGACAUCGAUGAGCCGGAUGUGGAAGACUACCGGAACGACAAGGCCGUGCGCAUCACCAAGAAGGAAGUGAAUGACUUGAUGGAAGAGCUGUUUGACGCAUUUCAGGAUGAAUUAGGGGGUCAGGAUGAGGAAGGCCAGGAGGAGGAAGAAAAGGAGGAGGAAGACACUCUUCAGCAGGAUCCACCGAGUAUUCUGGAAACAAUUCAGUAUGAGGACCCUUUGGCGGAUAUUCUGAACAAGCGCUACCGCACAGUGAAGGAGCAGUUGGACGCUAUCCGCAAGCGAAAGGCUCUGUUGGAGAGUAAAGGAGUGUCUAUUCCUCCUAAAUGCCCCACUGGCCCCGCCUCUUUGUAUCUAAGCUCCACCCAGAAGCUCCGUCUCCAGCAGCACAUUCAACAGCACGUGCAGCUCCUGACCCAGGUGAGCAUGCUGAGCAGGUCAGUGGACGGUCUUCAGACUGAGGCCUGCACAGCUCGACAGUUCCUGUCAGAGCUGCAGUUCUUCGCACAGCAAGGAGAACAGGCACAGCAGGUCAUGGAUCCUGGGUUUGUCAGCAUCUUUAGAGCCUGUAACCUGCAGCCUGCUCUGUCUCUCCUCGAGGAAUUGGAUCAGUCUCCUAAAUCUGACACUCAGGGCCCUUGUCCAGUGUUCCCAGGGUCCCAGAUUCCAGCUGAUUUGGCCUGGUUGAUGGUGACACGGCCAGUGUUCCUCUACCCACAACUACUUCCUGUGGUCAGAGCGCGUCCAUUCAGUCAGAAAGGGCCCUUUACAUCAGCAGAAAACUGUCUGGUGGUUUUAGGCCAUCAGCACCUAAAGGGCACUGUGAAUCCUCUCAAGCUGACCUGCCAAUACCUGCUUGCAGCGAGAAACUUCAUCUGCCUGAGAGUGUACGUUCGCUCAGCGUGUCACAAACAACGGCCCAACUUCAUAAAGAGAUACUUUCUAGAAGGAAAAUGUCCUCCCAUGCCUUUGGCCUGUGAGAAAGUCAGUCCCAGUGAUCAGCGUCCCCCAGUGGAAAGAGAGACACGCCUCAUGCCUCGCUGGCUUUUGGAAAACCUUAAACUAAUCCAUGAAGAAGUGCGAAAGUACAAUCUUCAGCUCUCCAAUCCUCAACAUGCCAAUCCUGAGGAAAACUCUGCCUCGAAAGAAGACUCGUCCUCUCCAUCCUACAGCUUCCCCCCAGGUACGCGCUACCCUCCCAGCCUGCCCGAUUCCCUCGCCCUCUCUCUUAAACCACGGCCUCAUCCGGUUCCUGCUUCCUGUAGAAAAAAGGCAUCACGUGUGCCCUCUUCACACACUACAACCCAGUCCAAACCACCACCAUCAACCAAAGAUGUGGAGAAAGCCCUGAGUCGUCUACCGCCUCUUCUGCCAAAGUUUGCUAACCAGAAUGUUAAUCCUGAUCGGAACGUUACCUCUGUUUCAAAGAAGCAAAAAAUCAAAUGUAGAACUAAUUCUGCUAAUAGUGCUGGGAAGACCCGAGUGGCCGCAAAUAACGUUACAAAUUCAUCAGAUCAAAACCAAGGAAAGCUCAUUAUCACUUUACCCACUGCUCCAGUUACUUCCAGCGCAGAAACCCAGAUAAAAGUGCCUAGUGCUGCUACAAUAGGCCCAAACCAGGGAAAUGUCAUCAUGACUUUACCUACUGCACUCAUAUGUCCUACCCCGAGUGCUACGCUAGUGGCCCAGACACCUUCUUCCUUCACCCCGUUGGUUAAAGAGCACAUGAGUCAGGGCUGUGGCACUUUACUCAAGCUGAGCAUGGGACAGAGACCUAAUCUAAACCCUCUGUCUGUAUCUUCUCAAAUUUUUCUACUGCCUCCAGGCUGUGUAGUUACAAACAGCACUAAUGUGAACCCCGAUCACAGCCAAAAAUCCCUGAUCACAGCUAAAAAUGUAGCUCAGGAAACAGGGCUAGAAGACCUUGAGGGCUCUUUAGGGAACCUUCCAGAAAGGAUGGCGGUUUCUCAAGCAAAUAGAAAUCUUACAAGUGGCAGUGAAGGUAACAACGACCAGGAAAACGAUGAAAUGGAGACGAAAGUUCACGAGGAGGAACUAGAGUGUGGAGACGAAGACUUUAGAGAGCCAUUCCUCACCUUGUCAGAAUCUUCUGGAAGCCCGGCACCUAGUUUGUCUGGGGAAGAUGACGCCAUGGAGACGGUGAUGGACAGGGAAGUGGAAGAUGUAGAGGAACAGAGGCAAAGAGCAUCACAAACGUCGAUUCCUACACGGCUGAAUGAGCAGCCAUGCUGGACUGAAGGAGAGAAAGAUGAGAGGGAAUAUGCAGGGAUGCAGAAGGAGAAGUCAAGAAGCAUGGCAGACAUCACAUCACCUGCUUCUGUAACGUCCGAGAUGUCUUUGCCAGAGCUUCAGGAAACAAUGGAGAAAUUGUCGAAGCUGGCCUCGGAUCUUGAAGAAAAAAGACUUUCAAGAGAAGAAAAGUCAGACGGUUGUGCUACAGGAGAGGACAUCGCAGACUCAGAGCUUCUCUAUGACGAUUUAUCUGAUGAUGAUCCUCGGAGAGAUAUUAAAGACGUAGCCUUUGCACAAGCUUAUUUAGAGAAGGUGUGUGAGGCUCUGCAGGUGGUGCCGGGGAAGGUGGAGGAUUUUCUGAACGUGCUGUACGAGUUUGAGAGUAACCCCGACGGGAGGACCGCAGUGGAGCUCUUUGUGAGACUCAAACCUGUACUGAGCGACUGGCCUGAGCUGCUGCGAGACUUCGCCGCCUUCUUGCACCCAGAACAAGCCCAGGAGUGCGGACUGCUGGAGGAGCAGCAGGCAUUUGAGAGGAGCCGGAGGUUCCUGCGGCAGCUGGAGCGAACGUUUGGAGAGCACUCCAUGCACUACAGGAGGGUAGUGCGCACUCUGCAGCAGGGGCUACCGAAAAGUCACAGAGGCUCAGAGGAGAUGAAGGCUCAGAUAGCGCUGCUCUUUCGCGACCACACCCACUUGCUGGAGGAGUACUGGGUGUUUUAUGAGCAGCUCCACUCCACAGUGCAGCGCGGGUCUGAUGAUGAAGAUGAAGAAGAGGACGAGGUGGACAGCAUGCCCACUGCUCAAAUAGUGCACAGUGUGGAGGAAAGUCAGCGACUUGAGAAGGCAGAAAAUCAGACAAAUCAGAGCCACAUCCAGAGUACUAAUGUAAUAAGCCCAAAUACAGAGAGCUGUAGUGCAGGAACAGAGAUGAUGGACAAGCAGAGCAGAGAAGAAGAUCCACAGUCGCACCUCAAAGCUUCACAGAGUCCUGUCUGCGCCAAGAACAGUUCACGCAUGCCAAGCGGAGAGAAAAUUGUGCUCUGGACAAGGGAAGCAGAUCGUGUGAUACUCACUACAUGUCAGCAGAGAGGAGCCUGUCAAAGCACCUUUACUUCCAUUGCUGCUCAGCUGGGUAACAAAACACCCACGGAGGUUGGUGCACGCUAUCGGGACCUCAUAAAACUGUUCCACAAAUCCACAAAGCAGCAUCACAGCAGCUUCAUGGACACCGAGGGCCAGUUCCACCCGACUGAAGAGGAACCAGACUAGUGCAUGUGGACAGUUCAUAUCAAAUCUCCUGAUAUAUUUAAUUGGAUUCAAAAUGCUCAAAAUGCCAACUCACAAGCCAGAUAAGCUAGUCUUAAAGAAGGAGGAGGCUCUUAGGGUUUGAUGUCUCCUCUUAAACUUAUAAGUUUUAGUCUGCUUAGUUCAAAAUAUUUGGGCAUGUAGGCAGUUUCUACUUAGUAAAAAAAAAACUUUUGAAUGUUUUUUGAUUUUCACACCUAAUUUUGUGUUAAAAACAAUCCCCCACUAACAGUUUUUCAGUGCAAUUGCUACCGCUUGGAUUAAAUGUGGACAGAGGAAAGUGAAAGCGAACUUUUGGGAAGGUUUCAGCGGACUAGAAGAUUCUCAACAAGGACAUUGUUCUUAACAAAUAAUAUCUGGAAUUGUGUUUUGGGACUGUUGUUUAAGAAUGCUUCCUUUUAGCAGGAGCUUCAUGGAGCUGGUCAGGGACGCCUAUCCCAGGAGCACUGGGCUUGACACGGGAAUAAAUCCCAGAUGAGACGCCAGUCCAUCACAGAGCCAAGCACCAUGCAAACACACACAUAUUCUCAUGAAGAAGUGUUUCUUCACACCUAGGCACAAUUAUCAUACCCAGUCCAUCUACCAGCAUGUUCUUGGGAGGAAACCAGAGAACUCAGAGAAAAGUUAUGGAAUGCUGAAAUGGUGUAAUGAUGGUUUAAGGUUGUAGCAAGAGUCAGCUGGUCUGAUGAUAUUAAAAUGCAGAGACUGUUCACUGCUGCUAACUUGAAAGAAACACAGAAACCUUUACCAGAUUUUCUCCUGGACAUCAUAAUCUCAGAGACAUGCCUUUAAACAUCUUUGGAUAAUAAUCAUCAGUGCGUUAAUGGGUUAAUGGGCUGUGAUGAAAGAGAACUAUAGGAGCUGUCUUAUUUAUAUUUUUUAUGAUAAUUAUUAAAUUAAAAAACAAACAAGGGCACAGACUGAAAAAAUGAACCUUAAGUGUGACGAAAAUCAUAUUUGGGAGAUGUUUCUGUUACAGAUAACACUUGCGUUAAAUUUCGUGUCAUUUUUUUUUUUUUUUUAUGACUUUUUCAUGUGGUGAUUUGGUUCAAAGAAAUGUGGCAAUAAAAUAAAACAACGCUCUAAUAA